Rangifer tarandus platyrhynchus (Svalbard reindeer) is the source of this 480-nucleotide messenger RNA. Lineage: Eukaryota; Metazoa; Chordata; Mammalia; Artiodactyla; Cervidae. The record is from the annotation of a GenBank genome assembly.
AUGGCGGUUUCCUGCAUUUGUGCUGUGCCAGAGAGUGGUUCACACAGGGACCUCCCACAAAGAGGAGCUCCUCGCCAAGUCGGCUGGGGCCCCAGCGCCCGGCAGGGGUCCACCCCCGUCCUCCAGGCCCCUGCCCUCCUCCCAAGCCUCAGCUCCAACCUUAGCAGCUUGCUUACAUGCCGAGGGCCUGGCAGCAGCAGGGCUGGGAGGGGCAUGGGGGCCUUCCUGGAGGAGGGGACUUUGGACAGAGUGGGCCAUGAAGACAGCUUCUCAGGGGACAGAGAGUCCAGGGCAGAGCAGAUGGGGUGCCACGGUGAGGGCAGGCCGUGGGCACUGGGUGGGUGCCGUGGGUGGAGGGCAGAGGUUACAGGGAGGCGAAGCAGCAGCAGAGACUGGGCCUCCUUCCACGUUCUGAGUGAGGAGGGGGGCGGCCUGGAGGCACCCCUGGAUGUAGCGAUGCUGAGUACUUAUGGCCCAUGA